This is a messenger RNA of Aspergillus luchuensis, 2019 nucleotides long. Its product is annotated as putative MFS multidrug transporter. Bases 1 to 2019 code for a protein of 672 amino acids. Gene Ontology annotation, biological process: transmembrane transport. The record is from RefSeq and is a predicted model, not a curated record. The transcript is spliced from 3 exons. Lineage: Eukaryota; Fungi; Ascomycota; Eurotiomycetes; Eurotiales; Aspergillaceae. Gene Ontology annotation, molecular function: transmembrane transporter activity.
AUGACCUCCACACAACCACCCGAGAUCCGCAACUCCCACACCGACAAUCAUGUAGAUACUACUGCUGCUAUCUCCGCGCCCGAGGCCGACGCCUCACGCCUCCGCAAGAAUCCGGACACCCAAUUCUUGUCGCCCGCCAUGUCAGUCGAUUCCUCCAUCGACGGCGACCAAGACAGCGUCAACACUGCCAUCCACGACGGCAGCUCGGCGCAGACCCGUAUACUUGCGCCGGCGCCUAUGCCCGAAUUCUCUCAGUCGCAGCGCUUAUCAGUAGAUGAUCACAACAGUAGCGACGACGACGAUGACAGCAGCUUCAGUGACAGCGACAGCGACAGCUUUAGCUCCAGCGACGAUGACGACGAAGAAAAUACCAACCUGAUCGCGAACGAAGACGACCCCAACCCCAACGAAGACAACAACAACGACGCCGACGAGAAACCCGUAACAUGGUCUUCACUACCGAAAAAGAGCCAACUCGCUAUCCUCACCAUCGCCCGUCUCUCAGAGCCACUCACCCAGACCUCCCUGCAAGCGUACAUGUUCUACCAGCUCAAGUCGUUCGACCCGUCCUUACCGGACUCGACUAUCUCCGGACAGGCAGGCAUCUUGCAGGGCAGUUUCACUGCGGCGCAGUUCCUGACGGCUGUGUGGUGGGGACGGCUAGCUGAUGCGGAGUGGAUGGGGAGGAAGAGAGUGUUGCUGAUCGGGUCGCUGGGGACGUGUAUCUCGUGCUUGGGAUUCGGGUUCUCGCGGUCGUUUGUGGCUGCUGCGGUGUUUCGCACGCUGGGAGGUGUGCUGAAUAGUAAUGUGGGUGUGAUGAGGACGAUGAUUGCGGAGAUUAUCGAGGAGAAGAAGUAUCAAUCUCGAGCGUUCCUCUUACUGCCCAUGUGCUUCAACAUCGGCGUCAUCAUCGGCCCAGUGCUGGGCGGUGCCCUAGCUGAUCCAGUCAAGAACUAUCCCCAGAUCUUCGGACCGGGCACAUUCCUCGGUGGUGCGAAUGGGGUGGAGUGGAUGCGCAAAUGGCCCUUCCUGUUACCAAACCUGCUCAGUGCAGUAUUCAUCUUCUGCUCGUUGCUAGCUGUCUUCUUCGGCUUAGACGAGACCCACGAAACAGCCCGCCACCGCAGCGACUGGGGCCGUCAACUCGGGCACCGGAUCUCACGCGCCCUCCGCCGCACCAAACACAAAGACAGCAAAUACUACCAACGUCUAACCGAACACCCCGACGACGAAUCCCUCUACAUCGACAACACCUCCCACCACCGCCGCAGCAUCAGCAUCAGCAGCCGCUCCUCCCGUCCAACCCCAAAGACACCAUCAUCCCGCCCCUCCUUCCGCCAAAUCUACACCCGCAACGUCCUCCUCACCCUCCUCGCCCAAUUCCUCCUCGCCUUCCACACCUCCGCCUUCAACGCCAUCACCUUCACCUUCCUCCCCACCCCGCGCGCCCCUCCCUCCACCAGAACCGGCUGGUUCCACUUCUCCGGCGGCCUCGGCCUGCCCUCCUCGCGCGUCGGGCUCGCCACCGCCAUCAUCGGGAUCAUCGGCCUCCCUUUACAAAUCUUCAUCUACCCCUGGGUCCAAGGCUACCUGGGUACCUUACGGUCCUUCCGCACCUUCCUACCUUUCUCCUCCCUCGCAUACGCCCUCAUGCCCUUCCUCCUCCUUCUUCCCCCCGCAGCAUACAUCGUCUGGCCUGCAUUCACCGUGGUGAUCGCACUGCAGGUCGUGUCGAGGACGUUCGCGCUCCCCGCUGCGGUCAUCCUAGUGAAUAAUAGUGUCUCGGAUGCGAAGGUGCUUGGCACGAUUAAUGGCGUCUCGCAGAGUAUUUCGUCGGCGGCGAGAACGUUAGGGCCGUUUUUGGGUGGCUGGGGGUUGGGUGAGGGCCUGAGGGGGAAUUUUGUCGGAGGUGUUUGGUGGGGGUUGGCCGUCGAGGCGAUGGUCGGGUGGGUUGUUUUGUGGUUUAUUUGGGAGGGGAGGGGGAUUGAGAGGAAGAAGAAGAGGUCUGCCAACAAGUAG